AUAAACAACAAUGUAAUGAUGGCUGCCGCGACUUUCCUGGGAGGAACUCUGACCAUCGCCACGCCCUACUGCACCGACUUCCUGGCCAUGUUGUGCAUCCGCGGCGUCACCGGCAUAUUUCUGGGCUGUAUUGACUGUACUACAAACGCCGAGCACAUGCAUAUCUGGGGCACAGAAGGUCAAGGUUUGCUCCAGUUUGCCCACUUCUCGUUUGCCAUCGGAGGAAUGAUCAGCCCAGCGUUUUCCGCGCCAUUUCUUGCAGAGAAAGAGAAUCAGACAGCGUUGGGGUCGUUUCUAAAUGUGACACUGGGAUCCACAGCAAAUGAGACCAGGGAUAACAGUUCAACUCUACAUCCCAUAACCGAUGUUCAGUAUGCAUACUUCAUUUCAGGAAGCAUCUUAUCUUUGACAGCGAUUCCAUUUCUAGUGAUGUUAUUUUUCUGUAAACAGUCUGCAUCUCUCCAGCCCAAACAUGUAGAAGGCAGCGCUCAAAGAAAUAUCCCAGUUUGUAUGCAGAUGUUCCUCGUUGCUAUUAUUUGUGCCUACUAUAUGACCUAUGUGUGUAUAGAGAACACUUUUAGCUCAUUCCUGGAGUCUUUUGUAGUCACGCAGUACGAUGAAGUCAGCGAAGAGGAUGGCGCAUACAUUACAACGUUCUACUGGGCUGCCUUUGCAGUGGGCAGAUUCUCGGCCAUCUUUGUCUCAGACUGGCUCAUCGCCGUUCGACUUUUGUACUUCCAGUUCUGCCUGAUGGCUGUGGCAUUUGGCGGGUUUCUGGCCAGCUCUCUCUACGGCCAGCUUGAUGCCAUGAAAGCAUUCACUUGUUUGAUCGGUCUAGCCCUGUCCUCUGUCUACCCGGCCGGUAUUUCAUGGAUUGAAGCCGAAGUUAUGACCGUGACUGGACGCAUUGCUGGGGUCAUUCUGGUGGGUAGCUCUAUCGGGUCCACAGCCAACCCGUACAUCAUGGGCUACCUGAUGGAGGAACAGUCCAACUUUUGGUUCUGUUACUUCCUCAUGGGUUCAGUCGUCCUGACCAUUUUACUGUUCCUGUUUCUGUUACUCUUCAACCGAUUCUACGUUAACCUGAAAUAUGGCAAGUUUGAUCACAGCCACACUCCAGACAAAUAUACAGAUGUACAGUCUAAACAAUCAGAGACUAAAUAUGCAUAG
Candidula unifasciata is the source of this 1170-nucleotide messenger RNA. Lineage: Eukaryota; Metazoa; Mollusca; Gastropoda; Stylommatophora; Geomitridae. The record is from the annotation of a GenBank genome assembly.